Felis catus (domestic cat) is the source of this 7643-nucleotide messenger RNA. RefSeq names its product olfactory receptor 2D3-like. NCBI's taxonomy places the organism in Eukaryota, Metazoa, Chordata, Mammalia, Carnivora, Felidae. The record is from RefSeq and is a predicted model, not a curated record. Gene Ontology annotation, biological process: G protein-coupled receptor signaling pathway. Gene Ontology annotation, molecular function: olfactory receptor activity; G protein-coupled receptor activity. Gene Ontology annotation, cellular component: membrane. The transcript has a single exon. Bases 3195 to 4118 code for a protein of 307 amino acids.
UCAGAUUCUGUGUCUCCCUCUCUCUCUGCCCCUCCCCUGCUCAUGCUCUAUCUCUCUCUGUCUCAAAAAUAAAUAAAAACAUUAAAAAAAAAAGUUGCGGAUAUUUGCACUACACUGCUUAGCUUCCUGUCCACCUGAUUCCACACUAUAGAAAGAUAGCGUAUUUGUUUAUUUUCUGUGUAUACCAUCAGCCUCUGCCUUACAUUUUCCCAGAUCCUAAUUCUGUGGUGUGUUCCAUUUAUGGCUUUUUCUGUGGACUCAGACAGAGCAUGGUUCCAGAGUAUAUUUCUAAAAAUAGAAUCCGCACUCCUAUUCAGUAGAACAAUAUCAGGGCUGGGCUCUAGAAUCAGAUUACCUGGGACUGAAUCCUGAUUCAAAAAUUUACUAUUUCUGUAGCCCUGGAAGUUUUUUUUUUUUUUUUUUAAAUAUAUUCACUGACCCUCAGAACCCGUAUUUAUAAAAUGAGUAUAUUAGGAGACUACUUCUUUGAAACUCUUCUGAAAAUUAAAUAAAUUAAUAAAUAUUAAAUGCUUAUAAGGGUGCCUGGAACAUAUUAAGUGCCAUGAAAUGUAAGUUUUUAGUCCGUGUUGUUAUUAUUAUGAUUAGAGGAGGAGGAGGAGUAAGCUCUGCUACCUAGUGUGCAAGAUCCUAUACAUGAUACUUAGGUUCCUGUAUCUCUUACCAAAUCCAAAUAUUCUAUAUUACAAAUUUAAUCUAGUAAUCUGAGUGUUAAUGAUAAAUUUAUGACAACCGUAUAGUCAGCAGUAGCAUCAGACUGAAAUUGACCUUAGCACCAUGUUCACCCUGCUGACAGAGAUGCCAUUUGCCCCUUAAAUCUGAUUGGUUGUUCUACUUGGAUCUUGAAUCCUCUCUUUUAUUACAAAUCUUCCUAAACUUAAAGAAAGUUGGCUGGAACCUUACUACAAGUCUUAGUUCUUUCUGGUUUGUUUUCUAAUUGACAACAUGUGAAAAUCUUAACCUCAGCCAACUUUAGGAGCCAAGCCAUUUAUGAACAUGUUUGGGAUUGAGGAUAUUUUCCUUUGUCUCUUGAAUAUUGCUUGGAUUUCUCUGUGGGGAGUCCAUCUACAUGAUUGGAUUUUUUAGUACUAGCUGCUGCAGUUGGAAUUGUGACUGAAAUAAGACUGAAGAUUUAAAAGCUCAGAUGCCAGAACAAGACUCUAGGGCUUUGGAUUCCAAUACUGGUAAAUGAUAUCUGUGUGACUAGUAAGUUACUUUGCAUUUCUACACUUCAAUUUCCUUAUCUGUAAAAUAGAGAUUGAAAAUAAACUUCCUCAUAGAAUUAUCAUGAAGAUUAAAUAAACUAACACAUAUAAAGUACUUAGAACUAUGCCAGACUCAUAGUAAGCAUUCAGUAAGUGUUAGUCAUUAUCAUCAGACACAGCUGGAACUCCUUGGUUGAAGAAGGCAGACUUGUAAUAAUAUUGUCUUCAUCAGGUCUCCAUCUCACGUCCUAUAUUUCUCUUAGUUUAGGUUCCUGAAAGAAAAGGCUAAGAAAAGAACUUUGGUGCAGAUAGCUUAUUGCAAAAGUGAUUCCAGGAAGUGGUAUAAGGAAACAGUAAGAGUGAGACAGGAAACAACUAAACACCAGUGAAGUUUGGAUUAUUGAAGUUGAUACUCUAGACCAUGCAUUCUGUAUGGGGGCAAUAUAAAUCCCAAAGUUCUUAGAAGAAGAGAGAAAUGUUAGACAUCGCAAUGUUUGUGGUCCUCUAGAGGGCUGCAGUAUAUAAACAGAUGUACAGUAUAUCUGUGCUAUUCAAAUUUCAUUCUGAAUUCAUCUAAAACAAAAUUCUGAAAAAGUCCUUCAGGGACUAUAAUAAUAAUGAUAAUAGUAAUAGUAAUAAUAAUAAACAUGGCACAGACAAUGGGGACUUAACUCCAUAGAGCUCAACCUGUAAGAAUCAUACAGAGUGCUUCCCAGAAAUAUCUGGUGUCUUUAUUCAUCAGUUUUCCUUUGCACUCUGGUUAAAGAUUGUCUUUGGGGAUUAACUUGCCCAUACUUCAACAUCUUGGGCAGAAUGCUAAAAGACAAGGUGGGGGAGCUCUUGACUUAGAAUGUCAGCAGUGCCAAGCAAGUCAGAAUUGUCCACUACAGCUGAUGCUAAGGUCAGAGGUGAGCUGAAACUGGGCAUUAUGGAGUAGUAAAAUUCACUAAUAUCUAGUUCAGAAGUUUAAGCUCCUGCUUAUUACUGGCUUUUUUUUUUCUUGAAUAGGGCCUUAGCCACUGAAGUCUUAUUAUGUUACAUUUCUGAAUGUCACAUUUUUUCAUGAUACUUUUCCUUUUAAUCAUGUGAAAUAUUUAUACAAGGGCCAGGAUUAUGAUCCAUGGGUGUAUAUUUUUCUUUUCUUCCUUUACCUUGUUUGGAUUGCUACUUUAGAAGCCUCUUUUAAAAAUGGUAUGGAAGGGGUGCCUGGGUGGCUCAGGUGGUUAAGCAUCUGACUCUUGACUUUGGCUCAAGUCAUGAUCUCACAGUUGGUGAGAUUGAGCCCCACAUCAGCCUGUAUGCUGACAGCCAGCGUCUGCUGGGGAUUCUUCUCUUUCCUCUCUCUCUGCUCCACCCACCCACUGCUCACACAUUCUCUCUCUGUCUCAAAAUAAAUAAACAUUAAAACAAUAAAAAAUAAAGAUGCUAUGGAAAAAAAGCCAGAACUAAUAGCUGCAGUUUAUCUGUUGGCUUUGAAACCAUAUUUGAAACUCCUACUCUAUUAUGAACAAAUUUAUUAUUGACCUCUGUGUUUUGAUUUUGAAUUAUAAAAGCAAAAGUGGUUUUAUUGACUAAACAAGUUCACCUCAUUCUCAGACUGCUAAUCCAGGUAAAUACAAAAUAUUUAUUGAGAAGAAAAAAAUUAAAUUGAUCCAAAGACAAUUCCCCGAUAACACUUCACGGUAAUUUAGCAAUAUGUAAGUAUGUUGAUAUCAGGAUUAGUUGAGAAGCCAUUUCAAGUAGGAUACUCAGCCUACCAAAUGGAUCAAGCAAAGAAAGACGUGCUUAAAAAGUAUGUAACAGCAAUAUGCAUCCUAAUGCCAACUGGCACCUACCAGGAAGCAUCUGAAAACAAAUAGUCCAACAAGGUGCACUUGUUAUCAUUGUGCUUGUUUAUAAAGAUUGUGAAAACUGAACAUUCAGAAUGCAUGUGUUUUCUUUCUGAUGACAGGUAAACAGGAAUAAACAUUAAUGGGAGAAGGAAACCAAACUUCUGUGGCUGAAUUUAUCUUGCUGGGACUUUCACAGGAUCCAAAGGUCCAGAUCCUGCUGUUCUGUGUUUUCCUUACCAUUUACCUUCUCUCUGUGUUUGGAAACCUGCUUGUAAUAAUCCUCAUUCAAAGUGACUCUCGACUUCACACUCCCAUGUACUUUUUCCUCAAAAACUUGUCCUUUGCUGACCUCUGUUUCUCUACAAGCAUUGUUCCUCAGAUGUUGGUCCACUUCCUCAUAAAAAGGAAAACCAUUUCCUUUGCUGGAUGCUCACUGCAGAUAAUUGUCUUCCUUUUAGCAGGGUGUACAGAGUGUGCACUUCUGGCAGUGAUGUCCUAUGACCGCUAUGUGGCUGUCUGCAAGCCCCUGCAUUAUUCCACUGUCAUGACCCAGAGGGUUUGUGUCCAGUUGGCCAUAGUGUCUUGGAUCAGUGGGGCAUUUGUAUGUUCAGUGGACAGUGCAUUUACACUGUGUCUUCCCUACCAGGGACAGAAUAUAAUUAAUCAUUAUUUUUGUGAACCUCCUGCACUCCUGAAGCUGGCUUCAGCAGACACCUACAAUGCUGAGAUGGCUCUCUUUUCAAUGGGUGUGAUUAUCCUCUUAGCACCUCUCUCCCUCAUCCUUGUCUCCUACUGGCAUAUUAUCUCAACAGUGAUUCAGAUGCAGUCAGAGGAGGGGAGGCUCAAGGUCUUUUCUACCUGUGGCUCUCAUCUCACUGUUGUGGUUCUCUACUAUGGCUCUGGAAUAUUUGCCUAUAUGAGACCCAAUUCCAAGACAAUGAAUGAAAAGGAUCAGGUCGUCUCUGUGUUCUAUUCAGUUAUGACUUCCAUGUUGAACCCCAUAAUUUAUAGCCUGAGGAACAAGGACGUGAAGGGUGCUCUCAGGAGGCUGGUUGGAAGAUAGUCUGCCUUCAGAGGCAGUGAUUUCUGACAUUUUUCUUAAGCACUUGGAAGAUUAUGACUGACAACAAUAGCUCUACUACUAUCCUUGUCCUUUCUUUCCCUCACUUUAUAUGCUCCAGUUGAUUUUUCUUCUCCACACAUAUUCAUUAAAUGCCUAUUCAGUGCAAGCAUUGUGUCUAGAACCUCACAAUAUGUAAAACUUUGUGUCUUCCUUAAAAGGUUUCCUUACCUCUGGGUCAACAGAGUCAUGUUCUGUCUUGUACUCUUUUGUUUUCUUAUGGUCUCUUUUUGUAGCUCUUUCCUGAGGGAAAUAUUUUCCUAGCAAAGUAAACUCACCGUUGAAAUGUUGGACCAAGGGAAAAAAUGGAUUAAUCUCCCUGAACAUAUUUCUAGCAUCCUUCACCUAUUAAUGAACUGGAAAACCCAAGUUGUCAUACAGUCACCUGUGGGCUUGCUGAGGUUCUGUUUCCACGUUUCUGACUAAAUCAACAGUGACUGGUUAAAAAGUCAGCAUUCUUUUCAGACAUAAGGAUGUCUUAUGAGAUAUACCCAUAGAUGCACUACCUCAAACUGCCUUAUUUCCAGUUAAAAGUGAUUGAAUCCUAUAGUGUUUCUGUAACUUUCAGGCCCUCCUUGGCAAUGAAUUUAACUGUACUGCAUGAUGACCCUUUCUAAAGCAUUCCUUUCUUCUUUCUCUUUUCUCCUUCCUCCAUUUUUUUGUGGAUGAUUUUGUGCAUAGUGUGUACAGGUAUGAAAGAGUGUGCAAGUAUGUACAGUUGUCUGCAUGUGUAUGUGUGUCUGUUGUCUGUGACAUGUAAGCUUGACUAUGUAGAAUUCUCUACCAAUAUUAUUGAAUCGGAUUUCUUCUCACCCCUUUACUAAGUACUAUAUUAUCUUAGGCCAGUCUCACCUGUCCCCUAAUUAUUUUCCAUGCCCUCCUCAGUUUUGUAGCUGUCUGCUACAAUGAGUAGCAGAAUAAGUUUGAGAGUGAUUUCAAAUUUAUCACUUUGUUCUGGAAGGAGUAGAGAAUACAGGUGAAUUCAACCUCAGAAAAUAAAAGUAAAUGUUUCCUUUUUUGAUUAUGAAAGGAAUAAUGUGAGAGUAUUAAAAAACAAAAUCACACAUAAUUCCCCCUCAAGGAAUAAGUCCUGUCAACAUGUCAAUUUUAUCCUUUCAGAAUUCUCUCUCUCUCUCUCUCUCUCUCUCUCUCUCUCUCUCUCUCUCUUUCUCAAGAAUGCAUGCAGUGUUGGCGAGGUAAUAAAAAUUAAAAUUGCUUCAUGUACGUGAAGAACUUGAAUAAGUCUCAUUGCUUUGAAUGGGGUUUCUUUUUCCUGAUACAUUUCACUAACCCCCCAGUGAAAAGAAUCUGAAUAAAGAUCCUGCCAACCUUCUUCCGAAUGGAUAUGAAUCUGUAGAAGACUGUUAGCCCAGAAGGUUAGAGGACAAUAGCAUAAUAUUUAAACCAAUUAUAGAAAGUUUGGGGUUUGAUAAUAGGGGCAGGAGCUCCAAAAUGUCAUUACAAGAUUUGGUACUGAAAGUGGCUGGUGUGAACAACCACCAGAAAUAUUUUGGACAGGAAAAAUUAAUCACUGAAUUAAGGUGAGAUUGGCAAAUUGGGGCUGGGGAGAAGGAAAGAAAAGAGAGAAAAGACAAAGUAAAAGAGGUAAGUCCAAGAUCUAGGUGUCAGUAGGUUUGGUUUCUCCUGAGUCCUCUCUACUUAGUUUGCAUAUGGCAAGCUUUUCUCUGUGUCCUCACAGGGCCUUUCCUCUGUGUACUUGUACCCCAUAUAUCUCUUUGGGUGUGCAAAUUUCCUUUUCUUAUAAGGACGCCCCUCCAAUUAGAUGAGGGCCCACCAUAAUGACAAAGUUUAACCUAAUCACAUCUUUAAAGGCCCUAUCUUCAUUAGCUGGUCACAUAUGCCUCCCCCUUAAUAGUUUUUCCUCUGUUGGGAGGUCGCUUUUAAGCCUACCAAGUGGUUCUAUUGGCCUGAGUCCCUUUUACAGAGACUUGGCUAAUUCUCUUCCAUAGGAUUCACAUAAGGCCAAGUGGAGUCAUGCUUGUUCCUAUUUCGUUAAAUUCUGGGAGUGUGGAAUGCUGUCUCUUCUCUUCAACCAGGGAGACUAUACCAGUCCAUAAUUGACCUUAGAUUUUUUAUUUGUGAAGAAGGUACUUGUUCUAACAUUAAUCAAAUUCCAGAUUAGACACAAAAGUGCUUUUGAAGCUCUUGUCACUUGAGGUGAGGGGAAGCACCUUAUUUUCUCAUGGAAGGAAGAGUAAGAAUAUCUUCAAAGUAUUCCUCUCCACCAGCUUCCAACUAUCUCUAUUUUCAUACCAUAGUAGGGUUUAAGGUUUAUUGCCUAUAAAUCAUCUAUUCAUCACUUCCAUAUAAGUUUUCCCUAAUGUUUGGAAUUUGGAGGUACAUGAAAAAUGCCUCCAUGGAUUUUAGAUAAUAUUUCUGUUCUAUUAAAUUAGUAUACAUGCAAUAAUCUAGCUGAAAUUCUAGGAAAUUCAGUCAGUCAAGUAGUACCAUUUAAAAAUAAUGUACUGUGUUAUAUUUAUUUACUCUCCAUGACACUCAUUAUUCACCCAUUUUUUAAAUCUCUUCAUCAUUUUGUACAUUCCAGUAAAUUUAAGACUAUACCUUUGAGCAAUGUCAUUUAUCUUAAAUAUUAUUGUCUUACAAUAGCGCAGUUAGGUCAAUGCCUUCCACAUAUGCUUGUGACCCUUAUCGUUUCAGGGCAGUUUGACUUCCACUAGCGACUAUAAGCAUCUUUUGCAUCCGGACUUUCUUUGGCCGAUAUGCCAGUUCUGCUCACAUGCCCAGAAGGCCUGUGGCCCAGGGAAUUAAUGUCCCCUGCAGCAACCAGGACUUGGAUGAUUGGUGACAGUUGGUGUCUGAAUACCCCAGAUCCUUCACACCUUAGGUGCGAUAUACGUCUGAGGUACAUGUUCUACUCUUCUUUCUCAGAGUUCUCCAGGAGGAUUAAGAUCCAGUUGCCCACAGUAACUUGCUUGAUGACACAACCUUUAUUUGUUCUUUUGCUUUUCUGUCCCACUUCCCCAUCCUAUUAGUUUUAAACUAUAAUCACUCCCUAAAUGAACUUUUUUCAUUCAAAUCCUUGCUCAUGGUCAACUUCUGAGGGACCCAGACACACUCAUUGUUUAUAAAUUAUGUUUCCCGUGCUACAAAUUGUUUCAGCUGCAUGCUAUCUGCUCAGUCCUUUGAUGUUAAUUAAAAACUGUAUCCUCUGGGUGUCUGAAUUAAGGAGGUAAAGAAAGGGAAAAUAUGGGGGAAAACUCUGACUUGGACUAGCUUCUGUACCAUUAGAUGAUAUUUUUCCAUUUUCUGGUCUGGGAAACCUCUUUAUUUUGGAAUUAAACAUAAAUAAAACUUAGCCUAAAUUAUUUGGGUAUGUCAAGUUUUAAAUUCCCAAGUUGGAAGCAAAACUUGUUAUUUACUUUUUUAAUUUUUAAAAAUGUUUAUUUAUUUUUGAGAGAGAGAGAGACAGAGCACGAGCAGGGGAGG